Molecule: messenger RNA, 4200 nt
Organism: Saccoglossus kowalevskii
Lineage: Eukaryota; Metazoa; Hemichordata; Enteropneusta; Harrimaniidae
Product: cytoplasmic FMR1-interacting protein 1-like
Biological process (GO): regulation of actin filament polymerization
Molecular function (GO): small GTPase binding
Source: RefSeq, a predicted model, not a curated record
CUUUAAUCCAUAACUUAUUUUCGUCACGGUCAUGCGACAGAGAUUUCCAAACUAUUCUGGUUAAUAUGUGCCAGCACAUGUAAGAAACGUACAUUGGAAAUUGUAUAAUGCAUUUCGGCCUCUGGAGAAUUUUGGUACUCGCGUAGUUAAUUGAUCUAGGUCAAAAAAGGUCAAUCCGUUAGGCACAAGCCAGGUACAUUAAACUUGUUGCUACUUCCGCGUCUCCUACUUGAAAAGGGCGGAGUGCGGUAUAUUCGUUAAAAAUCGUUCGAUCAAGUAAUACAAUUACACAUCAAGGAUGUCUGAGCCAGAUGCAGCUCCUGUUCUCAAGCCUUCGGCUCAAAGUUUAGACGAAGCUAUCGCUGAUAUUGAAUCUUUACCUACACUGCCGCCAAUUGCACAGCAGCCUUGUAUCGAGGCGCAGUCGAAAUCGUUGACGUACACAGCCAACUAUGACACCAACUUUGAGGAUAGAAAUGGAUUUCUCACUGGCAUCGCAAGAUUCAUGGAAGAAGCCACUGUUCAUUCACAGUUGAAUGAACUUUUAGAAGAAGGACAUGGCUAUGCUGUAAUGUUGUAUACUUGGAGAAGUAUUAGCAGAGCUGAACCGAAGGUUUGUGACGAAGAAAGAGAUGAAGUGAGUGAAAAACUGAUUGAGAUAUUGGAACCGGAAAUAAAUAAAUUAUAUGACUUGAUGAAUUUUCAGAAAAAAGCAAUUGAGAGAUUUUGUGGUGAAGUUAAAAAUCUUUGCCACCAAGCACGAAAAAAUGAGUUUGUCUCUGAGGCCUACUUACUGACACUUGGAAAAUUCCUCAAUAUGUUUGCUGUGUUAGAUGCUCUGAAAAACAUCAAAGCCAGUCUGAAAAAUGAUCAUGCAAGAUACAAAAGAGCAAAGCAGUCAUUGAAGCUGACCAAUCCCGCCGAUCUAGAUGAGUCGCAUACUCUAACGAUGUUUCUCGCAAACAGAGAUGAUAUUACGAACAAUUUACAGGCAAAUCUUGAGAAGAUAUCCGGAUAUGAGGAUCUGCUUGCAGAUAUCAUCAAUAUCUGCUCUUAUCAGUACGAGUCUAAGAUGUAUCUAUCACCCACAGAGAAACAUAUCCUACUUAAGGUGAUGGGAUUCUGUUUGUCCAUUUUGGAUGGUACUGUGGUGAACAUUUACAAGAUGGAUUCCAAGAAAAAGAUAAACCUCUCUAAAAUUGACAAGUUCUUUAAGAAUCUGGAGGUUGUGCCCUUAUAUGGAGAUAUGCAAAUAACCUUAUUUACAUACAUACAAAGAGGUCGUAAUUAUGAAGACAAUAAAUCCCGAUGGAGUUGCAGCGGUAACACAGUACAGUACAAUAUACUGGAACACUUGAAUGUCAUACGGUCGGAGCACACUACGUAUAUUGCCGAUUUGACGAGAUACGGCAGUAAGGAGGUAUCUUCCAAAAAUAAACAAAAGUCUCUUGAAGAAAACAGAGCGCUGUACAACUUGGCUUUGAGAGGAUUAAAGCUCCUAGCAAGCUGGACGGCUCAUGUUAUGGAACUGUUCUCCUGGAAGUUAGUACACCCUGUGAGUGAUCUAAUCAGUGAGAAGAUAUGUCCUAAAGGAGCUGAAGAAUAUGAAAGGGCUACCAGAUACAACUACAGCAGUGAGGAGAAAUUUGCAUUGGUGGAAGUGAUUGCCAUGAUAAAAGGACUACAGCGACUUAUAAGCCGCAUGGAGAAUGUAUUUACGGAUGCUAUCCUUUCUACAGUGUACACAGAAAUACAGAUCUACACUCAGAAAUCACUUCGCGAACCACUGAGGAUAGCUACUAAGAAGAAAAAGACACUAUUAUUAACUAUACUGAGGUCAAUUCGAGACACCAGUGCUGAUUGGCUGCAUGGCGUUGAGCCAUCCAAUGACCCAGCUUUGAAAGGUGAAAAAGAUCCAAAAAGUGCACCACCAUUCUCAAUUGAUAUAGGCAAGAAAAGAGUGGGCCCAUCAACAACACAGCUGUAUAUGACUCGUACAAUGUCUGAAUCAUUAAUCACUGAUAGAAGCAUUGGGGGUAAAAAAACUAUCAAAAAGGAUCUUGAUGGGUCGUCUCUGGUCGCCAUUGAAAACUUCCACAGACGCUCGUUCUUCUAUAACCAUAUGCUGAACUUUGCAGAGACCUUACAAAAAUGCAGUGAUUUGUCUCAGUUCUGGUACAGAGAAUUUUAUUUAGAAAUGACUAUGGGUAACAGAAUACAGUUUCCUAUUGACAUGUCAAUGCCAUGGAUAUUAACAAAUCAUAUCUUGGAAACUAAACAGCCAGAAAUGAUGGAAUAUGUGUUAUAUCCGUUGGAUCUGUACAAUGACAGUGCUCACUAUACGCUUAAUUUCUUCAAAAAACAGUUUCUCUAUGAUGAAGUGGAAGCAGAGGUGAAUCUGUGUUUUGAUCAAUUUGUUUACAAGUUAAGUGAUCAGAUAUUUGCAUAUUAUAAACAACAAGCUGGUUAUUUGUUGUUGAACAAGAAAUUCAAGAAUGACUGGAACAAAUUUUAUACUGAAAAGGAGAAGAAAUUGUUGUCGUCACAGACUCAAGGCUCAAUAAGAUACGAACCAUUACUUAAACAACGACAUGUACAGAUAUUGGGUCGAUCUGUAGACUUGAACCAAUUGAUCAGCCAGCGAGUUCAAGCGUCAUUACAGACUGCAUUGGACUUGGCCAUCAGUAAAUUUGAAAGCAGUGAUCUGACUGGAAUUAUUGAGCUUGAAGCAUUGCUGAACGUGAACGAACUAACCCAUAAACUGUUGGCUAAAUAUAUGAAAUUGACAAAAUUCAGUGAAAUGUUACGAGAAGCCAACCGCACCGUACAAGCACCGUAUGGAAGGAUCACUCUGCACAUAUUCUGGGAGCUCAACUCUGAGUUUCUACCAAAAUAUUGCUACAAUGCCUCAACAGACAGAUUUACCAAAGCAAAAGCUGAUAUCUUGCUUCUCACUACAUCAGACGAAUCAGAGAGAGAAAAAGCACCCUCAGCCAGGUCACAUUUUUUCUUUGGGUCAAAGAUUCUGAAUGUUGCAUACAGUAAGAUAUGCAGCCUUUACACGAAUUUCAUUGGAUCUCAGCAUUUCCAUUCUAUGGUUAGAUUAUUAGGUUACCAUGGCAUUGCUGUCAUCUUAGAAGAAACACUCAAGACAAUGAAGAAUAUUAUUCAAGGUGUUAUAAUGGAUUAUGUCAAGGCAUUGAUGGAAGCUAUGCCCAAGUCAUGUGGACUGCCAAGAUCUGAAUAUGGAUGUGUAGGCAUGCUGGGAUUUUAUGAAGCCAAGCUGAAUUCCAUCCUACAAUAUCCUGACUUGAGAACCUUAGUAUUCCAGAAAUUUCGAGAACUUGGAAAUGCUAUUUUAUUUUGCCGCAUAUUAGAACAAAGUUUAACUAAAGAAGAACUCAAUGACUUGUUGUUGGCGGCACCAUUCAGAAAAGUGUUUCCAAGACCAUAUGUCAAGUCAAAAGAUAGUGAAAAGGUUGAAGCAAAACUGAAAAACCUCGAGAAAAUGCACAAGUCAAUGAAUGUUGUAUCAGUUAUUGAUAAACUGGGAACACAAAAGCAAAUCAAGUUGGUCAAGGAUUCUCAUUUACUGACUCGGGAGAGACUUUGCAUUGGAUUGUCGCUAUUCAAAGUGAUUCUGGAAAAGAUCCAGGAAUUUCUGACAGAUGCAGUGUGGAAUGGAGUGAAGAAACCAGCUAAUGAUGUUAUGAAUGUUGACGAAUGCGUGGAAUUUCACAGACUAUGGAGUGCCAUGCAGUAUGUGAUUUGUCUACCACUGGGAGAAAAUGAGUUAUUUGUAGAGGAAGGCUUUGGUGAAGGUCUUAACUGGGCUGGUUGUACAAUAAUACGACUGUUAAAACAACAGUACAGGUUUGAAGCGUUUGAUUUCUGCUAUCACAUCAAGAAAAUACACGAGGUUGAAAAGAAGGACGAGAAUGUGAGGGGAGUGUCGGUGAAGAGAAUGGUGAAAAGAAUUGAACGAUUUCAAACACUCAACAAUGAGAUUUUUGCUUCAUUGGACAAAUUUCUUGGCUCUCAUGACACUGAUACUAAACUCCCACUCAGCGAAGUGCGACAUUUCCAGCCGCCAGAAAAACCAGAAGGAGACGAUGUUGAUGUUAACGUUGACGUUGAUACGGAUGAUGAAUAUGACUGAGUGAUUCAAAGUCUUCAAUAAAACCAUUCCAAUGGUAAUCU